Messenger RNA from Aphanomyces astaci, 1161 nucleotides. RefSeq lists its product as hypothetical. The record is from RefSeq and is a predicted model, not a curated record. NCBI's taxonomy places the organism in Eukaryota, Oomycota, Saprolegniomycetes, Saprolegniales, Verrucalvaceae. Gene Ontology annotation, molecular function: 3',5'-cyclic-nucleotide phosphodiesterase activity. The transcript is spliced from 5 exons. Gene Ontology annotation, biological process: signal transduction. The coding region runs from base 1 to 1161 and encodes 386 amino acids.
AUGCGAUGCCUGCCGCCGGGCCACCCUCCUCAUAGCGUUGCUUCAACGUUUAUCCCCCAGGGGUCGUCCAGUAAACACUCCGGGGAAGCGGUUGCCGACGUCGAGCGACCUACGAAGGAGAUCCUACGGGCCGACGUCUUCAUGGUGUUGCUUGUCGAUCCAUCUACAUCGUAUUUGUGUUGCUCCCGCCAUGUCAACGAAGAUGGAGGGUGCGUUCGCGAGGGCUUCGCGUCGUCCGUCGCCUGUACUGCGGCUCCACUGGUGCUUUCAACCGCCGCCCACUUCCACCGGGCGUUCCAUCUGGUUGCCGACAAAGCAACAGCCGCCGUCGUGUCGCCGUGGCCAUUCCACGUGGACGACGUUAGCACGAUGCAAGUGCUUUCGUCUGUGGUCACUUUGUUCGUGGAAGGCCUCGCCGCGAAACACAGCCGCAUUCCUCCAUCUCGCGAUUCGACAACUCGUCAGCGCGUGCAGGGUAUCAUGGCCAAAGAGCCCCGCCCCCUUUCCCCUUCCUCAACCCCCCCGUCGCCCCGCAAUAGCGCUUUGCCGGACGAGUUGAAACAGUGGACGUUCGAUCCGUUUGCGGCUGCCGCUUUGUCCAAAGACGUGUUGGUGGGCCAUGUGUUGACCAUCUUCCAAGCAUUCUCGCUGCCUCUGCACUUUCGCAUUGGCCUGUCCACGUUGCGGCGAUUUGUAGUCGCGGUGCGCGACCAAUACCGCGACGUACUGUACCACAACUUUCUGCACGAGUUCACCACACUGCAUGUGACGUUUCUUGUCAUGUUGUCUCAGUCGGUGCCCGAGGAGUUGGCUUUGAGUUCCGUCUCAAUCCCUCUCCUUUCACCCGCCACCUCCCCCCUGGGCCCCGUUGCAGAUCUCGUCGGGAGUGGACUCCUCAACCGCCGCGACAUCCUCGCGCUUUUCAUCGGGGCCAUGUGCCACCACAUGAACGACAACGGCAGCACCAACGACUUCCACAUCAAGAGCGCACCGCCGCGGCGAUGCUGUACAACGACCAGUCUGUCCUUGAGAACAUGCACGCUGUGCUUUGAUGCGCUCCGUCGACCGGGUCACGACGUGCUGGAGAACGCUUCGGGUAGCGACUACAUAUUCGUUCGCAGGUCCAUCAUUCGAGUGAUUUUGGCCACCCGUCGUUGGUGA